Molecule: messenger RNA, 1404 nt
Organism: Tigriopus californicus
Lineage: Eukaryota; Metazoa; Arthropoda; Copepoda; Harpacticoida; Harpacticidae
Product: lipase 3-like
Exons: 3
Coding region: 89-1330 (413 amino acids)
Biological process (GO): lipid metabolic process
Molecular function (GO): hydrolase activity, acting on ester bonds
Source: RefSeq, a predicted model, not a curated record
AAUCACUAAGAAGUCGGCUCAGUUAGGAUUAUAGCAUAGUUAAACAAAGGACCUCGUUGUGUCGCGUCUAUUACUAAAAUUGUUGGCCAUGGGGCUUUUAAAUUUUUGGACAAUCUCUUUCUGCCUAACUAUGUCCAGUGCCAUUCUCCUCGGCGAAUACGAAGACCCUCCUAAUAUUCGGACCGUUCAUCACCGCGUGUUGAACAUCAUCCAGGAUUGGGGAUAUCCGGCAGAGGAGCACUUUGUAACUACCAAGGAUGGGUACAUAUUGGCACUGCAUAGAAUCCCACAUGGCCGGCAAGCGAGGAAAGACCAACAAGCUCGUGCCAUCCCGGUGUUUCUAGGGCACUGUCUUGUGGGUAGUAGCGCUAUGUGGGCUUUUGGGCCGCCGGAAUAUUCCUUAGCUUAUCUUUUAGCAGAUGCAGGCUAUGAUGUGUGGAUGCCGAAUAUUCGCGGAAACACUUACUCACGCAACCACACCCACCUCGACACGUGUGGGUCGUGUUCAGAGUUCUGGGACUUCAAUAUUGAAACCUCAGCCUUAAUCGAUUAUCCUUUGUUCAUCGACUUCAUACUCGAGCAUACAGGAGCCAGCGACCUUCAUUUUGCUGGUUACUCUAUGGGCACGACCCAGUUUUUGAUGCUCAUGGCCGAUAAACCCGAGUACAACCAAAAAGUGAGAACUGCUUAUCUCUUGGGUCCCACUGCCUUUGGGGGCAAUGCCACCAACCCUAUGCUUCCUUUGGCUCAGCAUGCUGAAUACAUCGUGGGUACUUUCCGCCUCUUUGGCUUUCAAGAAUUCCUGCCCAACCUUUAUGGGCUGCAAUCUCGCUUGUUUGGAAAAAUGUGCCGGACGACAGCCUUGAACCUAAAGAUUUGCACGGAGGCUUUUGCCUUGAGCAUUGGUCUCAGCAGUGAUAAGAUGGAUUCGAAUUUAGUUCCACUGUAUAUGACCCACAUGCCGGCUGGAGGGUCCCUUGGGCAAUUUCACCAGUACGCACAGCUGUUCAGGAAUGGCGGGAAGUUCACAAAAUUUGAUUACGGAACCUUAAGCAACCUCGUCAAAUAUGGCAGCUCUGAACCUCCGGAAUACGACCUGAGUCAAGUGAGCGCACCCGUGGCAUUUUUCGUUGGGGAUAACGACGGCUUCGCGACCAAAGCGGAUGCGGAUAAAUUGUUUGACGCUCUGCCGAACGUGUUCCAAAAUGAGUUGCUUCCCUCCGAAGGCUGGACCCAUUUAGACUUUUUCUUGGCACAUGAUGCCAAGGAGCUCGUGAAUGAGCGAAUAGUUCAUUUUAUCCAAGACUUUGAUGCAGCUCACUCAUCUUAAUACCUCAUGUGUUGUCCUCAUUUCCCCAAUCAUAUUCAUUCAGAAAAUACUUAGUUUGUUAGUUCCACCUUCAA